Messenger RNA from Empidonax traillii (willow flycatcher), 2078 nucleotides. It is a transcript of the gene HUNK, whose product is annotated as hormonally up-regulated Neu-associated kinase. The record is from RefSeq and is a predicted model, not a curated record. Gene Ontology annotation, cellular component: cytoplasm. NCBI's taxonomy places the organism in Eukaryota, Metazoa, Chordata, Aves, Passeriformes, Tyrannidae. The annotation marks the transcript as partial. The transcript has 9 exons. Gene Ontology annotation, molecular function: ATP binding; protein serine/threonine kinase activity. Gene Ontology annotation, biological process: intracellular signal transduction; protein phosphorylation.
GUGGCGGUGAAAGUCAUUGACAAGAAAAGAGCCAAGAAGGACACCUAUGUCACCAAGAACCUGCGGCGGGAAGGGCAGAUCCAGCAGAUGAUCCGCCACCCGAACAUUGCUCAGCUCCUGGAUAUCCUGGAGACCGAGAACAGCUACUACCUGGUCAUGGAGCUGUGCCCUGGGGGCAACCUGAUGCACAAGAUCUACGAGAAGAAGAGGCUGGAGGAGCACGAGGCGCGCAAAUACAUCCGGCAGCUCAUCCUGGCGGUGGAGCAUCUCCACAGGGCGGGGGUGGUCCACAGAGACUUGAAGAUAGAAAAUCUGUUGCUGGAUGAAGACAACAAUAUCAAGCUCAUUGACUUUGGAUUGAGCAACUGUGCAGGCAUCCUGGGUUAUUCUGAUCCCUUCAGCACCCAGUGUGGGAGCCCAGCAUAUGCAGCCCCUGAACUUCUGGCAAGGAAGAAAUACGGGCCCAAAAUAGACGUUUGGUCCAUUGGGGUGAACAUGUAUGCCAUGUUGACUGGAACCUUGCCUUUCACCGUGGAGCCCUUCAGCUUGAGAGCCUUGUACCAGAAAAUGGUGGACAAAGAGAUGAACCCUUUCCCCACCCAGCUCUCUUCAGCUGCCAUCAACUUCCUACGGUCUCUGCUGGAGCCAGACCCCGCAAAGAGACCAAACAUCCAGCAGGCCCUGGCAAAUCGAUGGCUCAACGAGAACUACCCUGGAAGAGCACCACCCAACGUCACCUACCCAAACAGGAUUCACCUGGAGGACCUCAGCCAGAGUGUCCUGCUCCACAUGACCGAGAAGCUGGGCUACAAGAACAGCGAUGUCAUCAACACCGUGCUCUCCAACAGGGCCAGCCACACGCUCGCCAUCUACUUCCUGCUCAAUAAGAAGCUGGAGCGGUACCUGGCCAGCCUGAGGAAGGCCGAAGGCCAGGACAGUGUUUGCCACAAGAACCAGCUCUACCAGAUAGAAAAAUACAAGGCAAAUAAAGACUCCUAUGAGAUCCAGAACACCAAGGCUCUGCUGAAGGACCGGAAAGGCGCCAAGGCCGGGGGUCCCGAGAAAGACUCCAGCGGGGGGGUGAGCCCUUUCCACGAGCCCCUGGCGACCAAGGCAGGCUGCGUCACUUCCAGCUCCCUGGAGUACCUCGAGGUCCAGCAGCCGCCCCCCAGGACCCCUCGGCUCCUCAAGAGGCAGGAAUCCCCCCCGCAGCAGGAGCCGGCCCGGAGCGGGGGCCGAGCCAAGGACUCCCCCCUCAUCCUCAACAUCGUGCACUCCUUCGAGUCGGUUGACAGAGACGACCAAAUAGACCAGGUUUCCCCCUCUCACCAGUACAGGAUUUUAGGCUCCCCGAUGAAUUUCCCCUACAAAAGCUCCAGUGAAAGGACACUGUCCCCGCUCUUCCCCCCGGGGAGCACGUCCCCCGUCCACCCCACCCAGGUGUCUUUCACCUACGAAGAGAAAGCGUAUCCGGCGAAGGAAGAGGCCGUGUCCCCCACCCAGCUGGUGCCCAGCAACCCCCUGGGCAGCCCCAACUGCGUGAAAAGCAGGGGCAGGUUCCCCAUGAUGGGGAUCGGACAGAUGCUGAGGAAGAGGAGCCAGACGAUGCAGUCGGCCGGCGAGAAGCCGCUGGAGGCCAGGAUGCCUCAGCUGCAGCAGAUGAGCCCCACCCAGAUCUCCUUCAGCACAGCAGAUGCUGUCAGCGGCCAGUGCUAGCCUGACACCCUGGGAUUGAUUUGCUCUGCUCUGCUCUGGGAUCUCACCUUUUUUUCCACUUUAACCAAGAAGGGAAAGCCACGGGCAUGUUACUGUCGCUGCGGAUCAAUCACACCUCAGUGCUCCAGCGCGGGAAACAGGAGGUUUGCUCGUGAGGGAGGCGUUGUCCUGCAUAUUGAAGUCGAAAGGGAAGGGCUCUGCUCGUGCUGUUAAGAAAUAUUAGCACCUGGCACCUGACUGUACAGCGAAACAUGUCCUGGAAGGGCCAGGUGAACGUGUACUUUCACUGCUCUCACCUGGCGCUGCAGCGGGGCUGGGUGGAGGCGGCAAGGGUUUGGUUCCUCAAGGUGAUGUGUGUGGUG